Messenger RNA from Ochlerotatus camptorhynchus, 1214 nucleotides. RefSeq names its product Nuclease slx1 (gene slx1). The transcript has 4 exons. Bases 58 to 1197 code for a protein of 379 amino acids. Gene Ontology annotation, cellular component: Slx1-Slx4 complex. Gene Ontology annotation, biological process: double-strand break repair via homologous recombination. Gene Ontology annotation, molecular function: 5'-flap endonuclease activity; crossover junction DNA endonuclease activity. The record is from RefSeq and is a predicted model, not a curated record. Lineage: Eukaryota; Metazoa; Arthropoda; Insecta; Diptera; Culicidae.
GAGUGAUAUUAGCUUUUUAAUUCGCGUUAAGCAGAACUAAAAAUCAAACAUAUAGGUAUGGUUCCACAGUCAGCAGUGCAAGAGAUCGAGGAUUUCUUCGGAGUGUACUUGUUGGUGAGCAAAAAUGCUAACCCAAAGUUUGCCGGUCAAACGUACAUCGGUUAUACCGUUGACCCCAACCGCCGGAUAAAGCAGCAUAAUGGCGGCACGGACGCCGGCGGGGCUAAGCGGACAUCCAAGCGUGGUCCUUGGGUGAUGGUAAUGAUAGUUCACGGUUUUCCGAACAACAUCUCCGCCCUAAGGUUUGAAUGGGCGUGGCAGCAGCCUAAGAUGUCUAGACGACUGAAGCAAAUUCCCGAACUUCAGAAAAAACAACGCAAGGAGAGCAAUUUCGACUACAACUUUCGCAUUCUCACCGAAAUGCUCCGUAUUGGUCCAUGGAACAGACUUCCGCUGACAAUUCGCUGGCUGACCGAUGAGCUUCAUCGUGAAUUUGAGAUAGGAAAGGCGCCCCCUAUGCAUAUGCCAAUUUGCUUUGGACGUGUGAAGAAAGUGCCGAAAAAAGGAAAAGCGACCAGGGGCAUUCAACGGAGGCGCAAAAGAAACCCCAAAACGGCAGCGUCGGACGUAGAAUUGAAGAACAGUAAAAGUAAGCAAAUUACGGUUAAUUACGAUUGCGAUGUGGAUGAGUAUGACCUGCUUGUGAUGGUGGCAGAAGGGAAGGAAGCGAUCAAUCGGAACCAGCCUGUGAACAUGCCUUCUUCUGAGGCGCCACAAUCGGAUGGCACUAAUGAUGAUGGUGAUGAUGAUGAUGACGGUGAUGAUAAUAAUGACAUAACAAUCAUCUCUGACAACGAGAACGACGAUCCAAUAAUAGAGCUUGUUAGUGACGAACAAUCGGGUGUCGAUUGUAUGAUUUGCGACGGACCGAUUCGCUCCGAUAGAAUAAGAAAAGACUUCGCGCUGCGUUGUGUCCAACCACGGUGUAAGUUGAUUUGCCACAUUGAAUGCCUGGCCAAUCGCUGUUUGGAACCGGAACAGUACGUUCCCGUUGAGGGAAGCUGCCCGAUCUGCGAAAGCCACUUUUUGUGGGGAGAUCUGAUAAGGAAAGUCAAGGGCUGUAGUGACCUUGUGGAGGAUUUGAAUAGUACGUAUUUGUUGGAGGUGGACGACGUGUCCGACAGUGAUGAUGAUUAAAAUGUGCUAGUUUGGCG